Messenger RNA from Cololabis saira (Pacific saury), 4089 nucleotides. Its product is annotated as tripartite motif-containing protein 16-like. Lineage: Eukaryota; Metazoa; Chordata; Actinopteri; Beloniformes; Belonidae. Bases 29 to 1783 code for a protein of 584 amino acids. The transcript has 2 exons. The record is from RefSeq and is a predicted model, not a curated record. Gene Ontology annotation, molecular function: zinc ion binding; protein binding.
CUGUCUGACAGUUGCUACGAAGAGGACGAUGGCGCAGCAGGAAAACCCGCUCGACCCAGUUAAAUUCUCUUGUUCCAUCUGUUUGGAUCUUUUAAAGGAUCCGGUGACUAUUCCCUGUGGACACAGUUACUGUAUGAAGUGUAUUAAGGACUUCUGGGAUGAAGGAGAGAAGAAACUCCCCAGCUGUCCUCAGUGUCGACGCACGUUUAUUCCGAAGCCUGAGCUGCUGAAAAACACCAUGUUAGCUGAUUCAUUGGAGGAACUGAAGAAGACUGGACUCCAAGCUGCUCCUGCUGAUCACUGCUAUGCUGGACCUGAAGAUGUGGCCUGUGAUGUCUGCUCUGGGAGAAAACUGAAAGCUGUCAAGUCCUGUUUGAUCUGUCUGGCCUCUUACUGCCAGAAACACCUCCAACCUCACCGUGAUGCGGCUCCACUAAAGAAACACCAGCUGGUGGAUCUCUGUAAGAACCUGCAGGACAACAUCUGCCCCCGUCACGGUGAGGUGAGGAAGAUGUUCUGUCGUACUGAUCAGAAGUGUAUCUGUUAUCUCUGCUCUGUGGAUGAACAUAAAGGCCACGACACAGUCUCAGCUGCAGCAGAAAGGACGGAGAGGCAGAGAGAGAUGGAGCUGAGUCGAGAACACAUCCAGCAGCAGAUCCAGGACAGAGAGAAAGAUGUGAAGCUGCUUCAGCAGGAGGUGGAGGCCAUCGAUCAGUCUGCUGAUAAAACAGUGGAGGACAGUGAGGAGAUGAUCACUGAGCUGAUCUCUCUCCUCCAGAAGAGAAGCUCUGAGGUGAAGCAGCAGAUCAGAUCCCAGCAGGAAACUGAAGUGAGGAGAGUCAGAGAGCUGGAGGAGAAGCUGCAGCAGGAGAUCACUGACCUGAAGAGGAGAGACGCUGAGAUGAAGCAGCUCUCCGAAACUGGGGACCACAACCAGUUCCUCCACAGCUGCCCCUCACUGUCACCACUCAGUCAGUCCACACACUCCUCCGGCAUCAACAUCCGUCCUCUCAGGUACUUUCAGGACGUGGCAGCAGCCGUGUCAGAGGUCAGAGGUCGACUACAGGACAUCCUGAGAGACACGUGGACAAACGUCUCACUGGCCGUCGCUGACGUGGAUGUUUUACUGUUACGACCAGAACCAGAACCAGGACCAGAACCAGGACCAGAACCAGGACCAGAACCAGAACCAGGACCAGAACCAGAACCAGAACCAGAACCAGAACCAACGAGCAGAGCUGGAUUCUUGAAAUAUUCAUGUGAAAUCACUCUGGAUCCAAACACAGUAAACAGAGAUCUGUUACUGUCAGAGCAGAACAGAGAGGUGACAGUUAUGGACCAACCUCAGUCUUAUUCUGAUCAUCCAGACAGAUUCAGUGAUGAUUAUUAUCGUCAGGUUCUGAGUAGAGAGAGUCUGACUGGACGUCAUUACUGGGAGGUGGAGACAGCAGGUGGAGUUUAUGUAGCAGUUUCAUACAAGAAUAUCAGCAGAUCAGGGUGGGAAAGUGCAUUUGGAUGGAAUGAUAAAUCUUGGUCUCUAGAGUGUUACUCAGGCAGUUAUGUGUUCUGGUACAACAGCAUCAACACCUCCGUCUCAGGUCCUGCUUCCUCCAGAAUAGGAGUUUACCUGGAUCACAGAGCAGGAGUUCUGUCCUUCUACAGCGUCUCUGGAACCACGACCCUCCUCCACAGAGUCCAGACCUCCUUCACUCGGCCGCUCCACGCUGGAGUCGGGAUUAACUCCGGUUCUGGAAAAUCAGCUGAGUUCUGUAAACUCAAAUAAGAUAAACAAGUUUCCUCUUCAUUUUUGACGUUUUUGUUCUAUAAGAUUGAUUGUUGUUAUUUCCUCUUUUGGAGGUGGAAGUUGUUCUCUUGCAGUUUCACCUGGGAAUUAUUAAUAAUAUUAAUAUAAAAACAUAGAAAUAAGCCUGUGUUGUAAUUGUUAACUGUUAGUUUUUAGAUUUGAUUUGUGUUUUUUAUGUUGUAUUUCUCUUUUCUUCCACUUCUUUAAUAUUAUUUGUUCUUUUAUAUUGGACCAAUCACCACCACAAAUUCCUUGUGUGUCUUAAACCAGUGAUUCUUAACCAUAGGGCCGCGGCCCACACUUGGGCCGCGAGCGCCACCUAGUGGGCCGCAAAAAAAAAUCAGUUUUGUACGUGUGGGCCGCGGGGGCAGCGGGACUGCAUAGCAACUCCCAACCAAAUGAGGAGAAGACACUCAGCUAGCUGUACGUGUAAUAGUAAGAGAAAUGGUGUGUAUUUACAGAGUAAAUCAUUCAUUUUGCACAGAGUACGUUUAGAUUCGCCAGGAUCAGGGAUCGAUUACUUGGGUCUGCGUCCAGAGCGAGCGAGCGCGGUCUGAUCAUUUAUCCCGACGCGUCCCCGCGGCCGGGGAGGUCGGUGCCGCUCGGGCGGCUCCAUCGUUACUGCUGAAGGAUUGUACAUGUAGAUGCGCGGGCUGUCGUGUCUGCCGGACUGGACUGUUGGUCGGGAUUUCUCAAAAGCAUCGGAAAGACUCGGCUGCUCCGCAGCCAGAGAGCUGCGGGCUCCUGCCCGUCUCAGCUGAUCAGGCUCGGAUGAAACCUGACGCGCUGAGUCCUCUGACAACUGAUUAAUGUAAUGUCUUAAAUAAAGUACAAUCAAACUAAGUUUUGUUCCCGCUCUAUUUUUAAAUAUGCACACUUGUAUGCUUGUGUGUGUGUUCAGGCGGCGCUCCGCGUGUGUUGACGGAGCCUUUCCACACGGCGCGCUGUGUGUGUGUUUUUAAAUACAGAAAUGACACAAAACUGAGGGUGCGCCUUUCCACACGGCGCCGAAUGGUCGUCAAAAUACGGUAAUUAGCUUGGCUAUAUACAGAGAUGAGAAGCUUAACAGGUGGAAAGGAAAGUUCAACCCAGAAUGGACAGAUUCAUCCUGGUUCAAUCUUCCCACUGGGACAAAACCAGUGUCUCAUACGUUCAGAGACCGUGGCGUUCAAAGUGCGAAAGUGAAACGCCAACACAAAGUUGUUCAUCAAACAUAUGCACUCAAGUCUGAACUGAAGUCACAGAAAAUAAACUGACCAUCUUAAAACAUCCAUAUUUGGGUCCACAUACAGCUGUGAAGCAGCUGUGAAGGGGCGGGGGGUCCGGGUCGUGGGGGGCAUUGUCCCGCGUGGCCCGACACUCCCCACCUCACGGUUUUAACAGCAAUAUAGACACUGCACAUUCAACACUUAAUAAAUACAUUUGACAAGGACACUUAGUUCUGGAGGGGGGGGUCAUUGUCAUUAUGAUACCUAGUCCUCCCCCUCCCUGUUUUUAUGGCAUUAAUCACACGCACUCAACACCAGGGUUGGGAGGGGGUCCCACAUCACCCGCGCUCCCUCGCCGGCCUGGGAUAGGUGGGUCGGGAUACCCGGGCCUGGCGGGGCUCGCCGUGCAGCCUGGGGUGCCUUCUGGCGGUGCUGGACCCCCCCGGGGAGGGGGAAACGGUGCGUGAUUGUGUGUCUGUGUCGGUGAGAAUGCGGUAUGGAAGGGUCCUGCCAUGGAGGAUUUGAGCCUCCAUUGGCAGGACAACAAAACUUAAUAAUUUAUCAAUAUUAUAUUAUACAAAGAUGGUUAUUAAUAUCAUGAUUAUAUUAUUAUCAUUUUUUAUUAUCAUUAUUGUGUUUAGUAUAUUAUAUUAUUAUUAGUAUAGAUAUCGGAUAGGUAAAUGGAUGAAUGAAUGGGAUGCCUGGGUCUGGGGCCCUCCGUUGUCGGUUCUGCACGUGUGUCGCCUUGUUGGGGGGUUCCCUGUCUCCGGGCCCCUCUCCGGUCCCCCCCGCUGCCUCUGCGGCGGGGCGCCCCUCUGGUCUUGGAGGGCCACUUUCGUGGGGGCGGGUGCACCUGCCCGCGUCGGCGGCCGGGGCGGCUCUGUCUCUCCGGGCAGGCUGGUCCCCUGCCGGGUGGGGGUUGUUUGCCUGGAGGGUGAGGGCCUCCUGGCCACGUGUCCGGCCCGGACCGGGUGGCCGGGGAUUGCCUGGGUCGCAGUCUGCCGCCGCGGGAUCCCUGGCUGCUUCUUCCCGUGUCGUGGGGGGCCCGGGGGGGGCUCACUGGCGGUGGGUUGCUUC